Diversispora eburnea is the source of this 792-nucleotide messenger RNA. Lineage: Eukaryota; Fungi; Glomeromycota; Glomeromycetes; Diversisporales; Diversisporaceae. The record is from the annotation of a GenBank genome assembly.
AUGGACGCCGGUACUGUUUACACUGCCAAUUGGAAGAAAGGUCCAACUGAUACUUGGGAUGAGGUUGAAAAAAAAUAUGUGGCAAAGAGAGAAUUAGUCAAGGUUGCUUUGAUUUCUGUGGGUAAAACUCCUGCUGCAUUUUUGAAAGAGUUAAAAUUACAUUACAACGCUCGUAAAAAGAAUGGGCUUAUUGUAAGAUUGUUUGGAGCAACAAGAGAAACCGUUACCGGACAAUUAAUGAUGAUAGCUGAAACUUGUGAAUGGGAUUUAAGACAUUAUGUCUCUCAUCAUUAUGCUAAAUUAAGUUGGUCUCAUAAAAUUGGAAUUCUUUACUCUAUUGCUUGUGCUCUUGAAUCCAUGCACGAAAAUGAACGAAUACAUCGAGAUUUAAAUUCGACGAAUAAUCAAACAUUUAAAUCACAUCUAGAAAUUCCAAUUAAUCAAUUAAGUCUUGGAGACAUAGAUACACCUGAUUGUUAUAUUAGAUUAAUGAAGAACUGUUGGUCAUCAAAUCAAGAUAAACGUCCUUUAGCAUCAGAAUUAGUAAAAACAUUAGAACAAUGGCAUUUAUAUAAAAAACAUUUUAAUCAAUUUGAUGAGGCAGAAAAAAUUAGAGUUAAAGACAUGAAAACGAAAGGAUUAAACACAACAGGAAAAUUGAUUGCACCCCAAAAAACUCAUCCGCAAGCGAUUUACGUUAGUAGAAGAUUGAAAUUUCCAAUAUUUCCACCAGAUAAUGUACGAAAUCAAAAAGGUUUAUCGAGUUUUUUGGUCAAAGAAAGUGCUGAAAAG